Molecule: messenger RNA, 3762 nt
Organism: Daphnia pulicaria
Lineage: Eukaryota; Metazoa; Arthropoda; Branchiopoda; Diplostraca; Daphniidae
Gene: nAChRbeta1
Product: acetylcholine receptor subunit beta-like 1
Exons: 7
Coding region: 459-2279 (606 amino acids)
Biological process (GO): signal transduction; regulation of membrane potential; monoatomic ion transmembrane transport
Cellular component (GO): synapse; neuron projection; postsynaptic membrane
Molecular function (GO): acetylcholine-gated monoatomic cation-selective channel activity; transmembrane signaling receptor activity
Source: RefSeq, a predicted model, not a curated record
GUCUCUUCGGGCUCUAGUCCUAGAGAAUCGCAGAGGCUGAUUAUCAUUGAAGACCGAGAGUCGGGAAAGAGCGUGCCGUGCCGUGGCUCCACCGUUGGUUGUUUUGAGAUCGAGCAGAGCUCUUGGUUGCUGGUAUAGCGUUGCACAUUGUACAAGGGGUAAAAAAAAAGCUGCGAAGAAAGAAACAGUGUCGUGGAUAGCACUAUAGUGAAUGUUCCAUCAAAACCAGAGUUCAACUGAAUGAUCACGGCAAGUUCCGUGAGCCUCUCGGUGUCUAGUAGCAGGUCCGGAUCUCGUGCACCAUGCCAAACAGCCUUUGAUAAGUGUAGCGGGAUAUAACCAAUCCAAGGGGACCGGAGAGAGAGGGAAAGAAGAAGAAGAAAGGUCGUGAGAGGAAAAAGUGUGAAGUGAGGAAAGGCAGCGAACGGCGGAGAACUUUGGAGGGGUAAGGAAAAAGAAUGAAAUUGCUCAGUCUGAAUCGUGGAUGCUUCACAAAGGCCAUGGCAACAACGAAGAGUGCUUGGCGUUCCAGAGCUGCUGUGUUAAUCGUGACGUUGAUGGUCCUCUUUACCGGUUUUGGAUCUUGCUCGGAGGACGAGGAACGGCUGGUUCGCGAUCUCUUCCGGGGCUACAACAAACUCGUCCGGCCUGUCAAAAACAUGAGCAUGAAAGUCGACGUCAAAUUUGGACUCACAUUUACUCAGCUCAUCAGCGUCAACGAGAAAAAUCAAGUGAUGAAAUCCAACGUUUGGCUGCGAUUGACUUGGCAGGACUAUCAACUGCAGUGGGACGUGGCGGAUUACGGUGGUAUCAACGUUCUGCGCCUGCCUCCCGAUCGUGUAUGGAAGCCUGACAUCGUGCUUUUUAAUAACGCCGACGGCAACUACGAAGUCCGAUACAAGUGCAAUGUCCUCAUCUACUCUGGCGGUGAAGUCCUCUGGGUGCCUCCAGCCAUCUACCAGAGUUCGUGCACGAUCGACGUGACGUACUUCCCGUUCGACCAGCAGACGUGUUUGCUGAAAUUCGGCUCCUGGACGUUCAACGGCGACCAGGUGUCGCUGGAUUUCUACCUGGACAAGCACCACGUCGACUUGUCGGAUUACUGGAAGUCCGGCACUUGGGACAUUAUCGAGGUGCCUGGGAAGCGCAACGUGCACAACCACACGAAACCCACCCAGAUGGACAUCACGUUCUCGAUCACGAUCCGCCGCAAGACGCUCUUCUACACGGUCAACUUGAUUCUCCCCACGGUCCUCAUUUCCUUCCUCUGCGUCUUGGUCUUCUACUUGCCGGCCGAGGCCGGCGAGAAAGUCACGCUGGGCAUCAGCAUUCUCCUGUCGCUGGUUGUGUUUCUGCUGCUCGUCUCCAAAAUUCUUCCGCCGACUUCGCUCGUCUUGCCGCUCAUCGCCAAGUAUCUGCUCUUCACUUUCAUCAUGAACACCUUGUCCAUCCUGGUGACGGUGGUCAUCAUCAACUGGAACUUCAGGGGCCCGCGGACCCACCGCAUGCCCAACUGGAUUCGCGUCGUCUUCCUCAAAUAUCUUCCGAUCCUGCUCCUCAUGAAACGACCCAAGAAGACCCGACUCCGGUGGAUGAUGGAACCGCCGGCCGGUGGCUACGGAAGCUACGGCAAUUUCGGCGGAGGCACGGCUGGGGCCGCCAGUACGACCAGUAUGGGUAUGAGCAUGAGCAUGGCCGGAGGGCUCAGCACUUCUUCCUCCGGCAUGGGUCAACCUCCGCCGCCUCCGCCGCCUCCUCCGCCCCCACCUUUGCUCCCUUAUCCUUCUUCCGGCGUCGGCGUGGGCGGAAAAAUGGAGGUGAUGGAGCUGGCCGAUUUGCAUCAUCCGGAUUGCCGGAUGAGCCGACAGAACAGCGAGCAGCUGAGGGAGCGUGAGCGGGAGCAUCACGAUCCGCACUGCUGCGAGCGGCUGCACCCCGCCUCAUCCAACGAGGAACUGAUGAACUUGAACGAGCGAUCGGGCGGAAUCAGCAGCCGUGACAUGCUCGAUCCACCCGAAACGCUCCUUCUCACCCCGGAGGCCUACAAAGCCACAGAGGCCGUUGAGUUCAUCGCGGAGCAUCUGAGAAACGAAGACGAAUACACGCAGAUUCGCGAGGACUGGAAGUACGUGGCCAUGGUCAUCGAUCGUUUGCAGUUGUACGUGUUUUUCGCCGUAACGACCGCUGGCACUAUUGGCAUUCUCAUCAACGCGCCGCACAUCUUCGAAUACGUCGACCAGGAUAAGGUCGUCCAGAUGUACCGGUGGGAAACCGGUUAAUAACCCAAACAUAAAUGAGUUUAUAACAGGCAGACAGCGAGCGAGCGAGCGAGAGCGAAAGACGAGCGAGAAUGAGAGAGAGUCUAAUACCUAACGUACAGUGCGUCGAUUCUUUUAUAUGUUGGUUGCAUUUACAUAGUCAACUCCCCCUCUGUUUGGUAUAUUAAUAAAUUAAUAUAUCGAGUCUUUACCCAGCAUCUUCUCUCUCUCUCUCUCUCUCAUGUGUGUCUGUGUGUGUGCGUGUGGUGUGCGCUGUCAUAUCCAACUAUCCUUUUAAUUCUUCUCCUGUUCUCUUUCCUCUUGACUGCUGACUGCCAAUCAGUCCUCCCCCCUCUCUCCCCCUCUCUCUAUGCUCCCCCGUGUUGGUUUUGUUUUGCAUUCGCUGGAAUUUUCAUGAAAUAUUACAUACAUAUACGGGUGUACAGAAUGAAAAAGGCAAAACACAAUAGAAGAAACCCAUUUGGAAUAAAGCCCUUACCCUGCCCUCCUCAUCCACCUAUAUCCUCUACUCCAUUUUCCCGCGUCUUAUCUGGGUAUCAAAUAUGCAUAUAUACAAUUGAUGAAAAUGUGUGUAGCACACUCUGUGACUUUCUCUCUAUUUUGAUUUAUUUUUUCUCUCUCUCUCUCAUUCUCGGCUGUGUUCAUUUCUCCAAUGAUUUCCUCUCCUUCGGCUUUUUCCUGUUCUUCCCCGCCCACACCGCCCGUGUUUCGGUUGAUCGUAGAUUUAUUAUUGGCUUUUGUUACGUCACCGAGUGUCAUCGCCGUCGAUUCGCCGCUUCCCUUGUGCGCCGAACAAACAAACACAGAGGCCAAAAAAGAAAAGUUUUGACUUAUAGAAGACAGCGAAAUCGAUAACAAAAAAAUUUACGAGACAUUUUAGAUGGAUAAAUGUUUGAGUCGAAAAAGCCCCCCCCCCCCCCCCUCCCCCCGAGAAUAUCCGAGUGUUUCUCGGAAGGUUCGAUAUUUUCAUGAUGAUAACAAUAAUGAUGCGCUAUUGAUUGGUUUGUUUUCAUCCCCACACCCUUUGCUCUUUUGCUCGCCAUGUUCAGUGGUAACUAACAAUGCGCCAAAAUUCAAUUGUUGUGUGUCAUAUUCAUGACGCUGCAUGAUGAUUAUGGACAAGAUCGUUAUUUUAGAUGUCGAAAAAAAAUUAAAACAUGUAAUAUGUGGACAACUAUGAACAUUAUAGCACUCACAUAACGUAAAACAAAAUUGUUCCCCACCCGAGAAGAUGACCCAUAUUUCUCUCGUAAAACAACAAUAAUAACACACGAGAAACCAAAAAGAAAAAAAUUUAAAAAAAAAAUUUAAAAAAAGUAACAAAAAAAACAGCAACAACACUUGGUUGACAUUUUCUUCCGUGUUUCAAUGUCCUUUGAUUUUGUGCCAAAAACUGUGCAGCUGCUGUGUUCUUAUUCGUCAAAUGGUGGCAAUGAAAAUGAUGUGACGAUAGAGCAGGUUAUAUACAUAAUGAUGACACUUA